AUGACACUCAUACUUCAGUUCAUGCACAAGGUUGGUGUGGAGGAAGGAGUCAGGUGUGUGGAUGUGUAUGGUUUCGAGAAUGAUUUGUUGGAAUUCAUUCCACGGCCAUGCUAUGCCGUACUGUUGUGCUUCCCAGAUAUUGACAAGGUUAAUGAAAUCAUGAAGCCUGUUUAUGCGAAAAUGAAGGAGAGCGGUAGUGCUGUCCCGAAUGAUGUCUUUUUUAUGAAACAGAAAAUCUCAAAUGCGUGUGGAACAUUUGCUCUUAUUCAUUCGCUUGCCAAUAAUCGCGACAAAAUCUGUCUCGGUGAUGGAUCUCUUAAAAAGUGGCUCGAUAAGGCACUGCCAUUGGGUAUCGAUGAGCGUUCCGAUUCAUUGGCGCAGGAUGCAGAACUUGCGGAAGCUCAUGAAAGUUGUGCUCGAGGUGGUGAUACUGAUUCGGAAGCUGCUGUAAACCACCAUUUCAUCUGUUAUCUCAAUUGCAGUGAUACGCUUCUCGAACUGGAUUCGCGAGCACCGUUACCGCGCAAGAUUGGCCCAACCAGCGAUGCUACAUUCUUGAGCGAUGUUGGUACUGCGUGCAAGUCGCUGAUGGACCAGUUGGGGAAUGUUUCUUUUAGUGCACUUGCGAUCGUUCGCUCUUCCCAUUAG
Molecule: messenger RNA, 648 nt
Organism: Gongylonema pulchrum
Lineage: Eukaryota; Metazoa; Nematoda; Chromadorea; Rhabditida; Gongylonematidae
Source: the annotation of a GenBank genome assembly